Populus euphratica (Euphrates poplar) is the source of this 2563-nucleotide messenger RNA. RefSeq names its product calcium-dependent protein kinase 26-like. The record is from RefSeq and is a predicted model, not a curated record. The transcript is spliced from 7 exons. Lineage: Eukaryota; Viridiplantae; Streptophyta; Magnoliopsida; Malpighiales; Salicaceae. Gene Ontology annotation, molecular function: protein kinase activity; ATP binding; calcium ion binding. Bases 597 to 2438 code for a protein of 613 amino acids. Gene Ontology annotation, biological process: protein phosphorylation.
CUUUCCUUCCACCUCCCUUCCCUUUUCUGCGACACAAUGGAAGGAAAAGACUCGAAACAACGUACGUACUGCAUACUAUUUAAUCUCUGUCAGCUCAAACAUCUUUCUCAAAGCUCGAGAAGACCUGGUAAAAACAAUCUGUCAACACACGCACAUAUACUCUGUCUUGUUCUUCUAUUUCUCCUUCUCUGGUCUCUCUCGUUUUUUUUUUAAUGGUUUGCUUUCAUGACCCUAAUUAUUUUAUUCUUUUUUUACGCAAUAUUAUUCAAUCAAUGGACGUGGAAUCCUAGAAUCUGUCCUCUAUAUGGAUAAUGCUAUCCAGAUUGCAGGAUUCAGGGCAUUUGUGAGGGAGGCUCUGAUAGUUUUUUUGGGUUGACUCGUGUGUGAAUACGAAUGUCUGUUUUGGAGCACACAAUUAAUGAUUGCCAGUUACAGAAUUAUGUGUUUGCAUACAUUAGAGUAAGAGAGAGUUGUGGAAUCAAAUGCCAAACUCUUCUGAUCGGUGAAGGUUUUAAUUUGAUUGUGUUCCCUUCAAAAUCACUUGGCCUUUUAGAGAACAAAGAAGUGGGAUCUUAUUAUAUGAUAGAGAACUGAAUAUGGGAAAUAAUAAUUGUAUUGGGUCAAGGGUUUCCAGGGAUGGUAUCUUUCAAACAAUCUCUUCUUCUGUUUGGUGGGCUCGAUCGAAGGAUUGCUUGAUCACUUAUAAUAAGAAAGAAAAUGUUGAUGGGUUGUCCUUGAAUAGAGUGCAAGAACCUCCUUUCCAUGCUCAAAACAAGCCUCCGGAGCAAAUGAAGAUAGCCAAGGAAGAGGUAAUUAAUCAGGUACCAUCGCCUCCAAAACCAAAGGAAAAUGCAACAGUACCAUCGGAGAUUAUCAUGAAGGUUGAAGAGAGCAGGCCGGCAAAGCCAGGAAGUAACAAGGAAGUGAAAAAACCAGCAGAGCCCACGAGACCAGAUAAGCCUCCUGUUAAGAGGACACCAAGUGCAGGGCUGCAGGUAGAUUCAGUGUUGAAGACAAGAACCGGUCAUUUGAAGGAGUACUACAACUUGGGGAGGAAGCUUGGCCGUGGUCAAUUUGGGACAACUUUUCUUUGUGUGGAAAAAGCAACUGGAAAAGAGUAUGCUUGCAAGUCGAUUGCGAAAAGGAAUUUAUUGACAGCAGAUGAUGUGGAGGAUGUAAGGAGGGAAAUUCAGAUCAUGCAUCACCUGGCAGGGCACCCUAAUGUUAUAUCUAUCAACGGGGCGUACGAGGAUGCUGUGGCAGUUCAUGUUGUGAUGGAAUUGUGUGCUGGUGGUGAGCUCUUUGAUAGGAUUAUUAAGCGAGGACAUUACACAGAAAGAAAGGCAGCUCAACUCACUAGGACUAUAGUUGGUGUUAUAGAAGCCUGCCAUUCCUUAGGGGUCAUGCAUCGGGAUCUCAAGCCUGAGAACUUUCUCUUUGUCAAUGAGCGUGAGGAUUCACCUCUCAAGGCAAUAGACUUUGGAUUAUCAGUAUUCUUCAAGCCAGGGGAGAUUUUAAAUGAUGUGGUUGGAAGCCCAUAUUAUGUUGCACCUGAAGUUCUGCGCAAGCGCUAUGGUCCAGAAGCAGAUGUUUGGAGUGCUGGAGUGAUGGUUUAUAUCCUCUUAUGUGGGGUACCUCCAUUUUGGGCUGAAAAGGAACAUGACAUAUUUGAGGAGGUCCUGCAUGGUCAUCUGGAUUUCACAUCAAAUCCCUGGCCUAAUGUCACUGCAAGUGCAAAAGAUUUGAUCAGGAGAAUGCUUGUCAGGGACCCUAAGAAGCGACUCACUGCCCAUGAAGUUCUUUGUCACCCUUGGGUUCGUGAUGAUGGGGUGGCUCCAGACAAGCCUCUAGAUCCUGCAGUAUUAAGUCGCUUGAAGCAGUUUUCUGCAAUGAACAAGAUUAAGAAAAUGGCUCUUAGAAUCAUAGCCGAGAACCUAUCUGAAGAAGAAAUUGCUGGCUUAAAGGAGAUAUUUAAGAUGAUAGACACGGACAAUAGUGGUCAAAUUACUUUCGAAGAACUCAAAGUAGGACUGAGAAGAUUUGGUGCAAAUCUCACUGAGGAUGAAAUUUAUUCUCUACUGCGAGCAGCAGAUGUUGAUAACAGUGGCACAAUAGAUUACAAGGAGUUCAUAGCUGCCACAUUACAUUUACACAAAGUUGAAAAGGAAGAUAAUCUAUUUGCAGCCUUCUCGUAUUUUGACAAGGAUGACAGUGGCUAUAUCACCAUAGAUGAACUCCAACAAGCCUGUAAUGAAUUCGGCAUGGAUGAUGUUCACUUAGAAGAAAUGAUUCGAGAAGUUGAUCAAGAUAAUGAUGGUCGCAUAGAUUACAAUGAAUUUGUGGCCAUGAUGCAGAGAGGCAACACCGAAUUGGUUAAGAACGGUUUACAGGGUAAGAAUUUUAGCAUUGUAUUUAGGGAGGCACUAUCAGUCUAUUAACCUGAUGAUGAGCUUUUCUUCUGGAAACUAAUAAUGUUUUUUAACUCAAAUGCAUUAGUAUUGCAAAAUAGACCACAUGUCCUGUAUGAUAUGUGAAAGGAGAUUUCCAAUUAACUCAAAUGUGU